Brassica oleracea var. oleracea is the source of this 856-nucleotide messenger RNA. RefSeq names its product putative pterin-4-alpha-carbinolamine dehydratase. The transcript is spliced from 7 exons. Gene Ontology annotation, molecular function: 4-alpha-hydroxytetrahydrobiopterin dehydratase activity. Bases 64 to 618 code for a protein of 184 amino acids. The record is from RefSeq and is a predicted model, not a curated record. Gene Ontology annotation, cellular component: mitochondrion. NCBI's taxonomy places the organism in Eukaryota, Viridiplantae, Streptophyta, Magnoliopsida, Brassicales, Brassicaceae. Gene Ontology annotation, biological process: tetrahydrobiopterin biosynthetic process.
CACGGGCCUUAAAGAGAAAAAAAUAAGAAAGAACUCAGAGUUCCGCCUGCGACUGCGACACCGAUGAGUCGGCUCUUGCUGCCUAGCCUUUUCUCAAUCUCUAGAAAACAGGUUCUAGCUGCGUCAUCGUUCCGCAAUCUGUACGGACGUCACAGCUUUGUUCAUUGGACGAGUGCUGCUAUGUCGCAAGAUAGUGCAUCUGGUGGCUCCUCUGCUUCUGGAGCUAGAACGUUUUGCUCCUUAGAAGAUUUGUCAGCGAAAAAGUGUGUGCCAUGCAACGCUAAGGAUCUGCGUGCCAUGACUGAACAAAGUGCUCAAGAACUACUUCAAAAGGUUGCUGGAUGGGAUAUGGCUAAUGACAAUGGUACAUUAAAGCUGCAUCGGUCUUGGACAGUGAAAAGUUUCACAAAGGGACUAGAUUUCUUCAAACGUGUAGCUGAUAUCGCUGAAUCAGAAGGUCAUCACCCAGAUUUGCAUCUGGUAGGCUGGAAUAAUGUGAAGAUCGAUAUAUGGACACAUGCCAUAGGUGGUUUGACCGAGAACGACUUCAUUCUAGCUGCUAAGAUCAACCAGCUUCAAGUGGAAGAUCUUCUGAGAAAGAAGAAAGUUGCCAAGUGAGAGGAUGUGUUGGUUUACAAACUCUGUCAAACAAGCAUUAGAUCUAUGCAAUAUGAGAAUAAAGGCGAGCUAGAAUGACAUGUUUAUGUUUCCUCAGCGUCUAUGGUUCUUGUAAAGCUGUUUCUGUUCUUACAAUCUCAAAACCCACAAAGAGGCAGUGUAGCUAUAAGUGUGGAACAAGUACGGUUCAUUCUACAACAAAUUAAUUUCAUUCAAGACAAUAAAUUAUGUUUGUUUA